Molecule: messenger RNA, 492 nt
Organism: Solanum pennellii
Lineage: Eukaryota; Viridiplantae; Streptophyta; Magnoliopsida; Solanales; Solanaceae
Exons: 2
Coding region: 1-492 (163 amino acids)
Source: RefSeq, a predicted model, not a curated record
AUGGAUGCAACAUUGUUGGCUAAUAAAUUGGUCAACUCCACGUUAAAGCAGAAGAAAGCUAGGAUUCUAUGCAAGCUAGACAUUGAGAAAACCUAUGACCAUGUUAAUUGGAAUUUCCUUCUAAAAAUUCUAAAGGACAUGGGAUUUGGUAUUAAGUGGAUUGGCUGGAUCAAUAACUGCAUUUCAGGUGUGAAGUUUUCCCUUCUCAUAAAUGGAAACUCUGAAGGAUUCUUCCAAGAUCCUAUGUCCCUGUUCCUAUUCUUAAUAGCCACGGAGGGCUUGAAUCACAUGUUCCGGAAGGGUGACCCUCAUCAAAUCAGUAUUAGAUCGAUCAUUACUUAUAUGAUGAGUUUAUUUCCAGUCCCCAAGAACAUUGAGAAGAAUAUAAAUAGGCUCAGGAGAUCUUUUCUUUGGCAAGGCAACAAGGAAAAGGAAGGCUGCAACUUGGUGAAGUGGGAUACUCUCACACUUGGCAAAAGGCAAGGAGGCUAA